CUGUAAAAAAUCUGAUCCGUGUUUUAUCUUUCCAUGUUUUUUCCGUGAAUGUAUCAUUUUCAUGGAAUUUAUAGCCUUAAAUCAUGGAAAUUUUCAUCUCGCUAACACGGAUAUCCGUGAAUGUAUCAUUUUCACGGAAUUUUUACGGAAGACACGGAGAAAUAAUGGAAAUAUUCGGAUAAAAAUUUUUUAUAGGGAAGACAUUAGAUUAGAUAAACUGGAUUCAUAAAUAGGAUAUUGAAUGGAGUUUAUAAAGGAAGAAAAGGAAUUAUGGUCUAAAAAAGAAGGAUCUUUUGAAUUGAUUUUGUAAGAAUGGUAAAUUGAAUAUCGAAUGAUUUUAUUCAAUCUUAAAAAGAAUGCUCGGUAUUACUUAUAUUCUUUUAGUCACAAAAUAAUGCUAACCCAAAAUGCAAUUUCUUCCUCAUUAGCAUUCAGGCGUAUAUUCAUUAGUAAGAAAUCAUGUAUUUUGGACUUUAUAGCAGUUUUCCAUUUUCUAAUAUUUAGCAUCACCUCUUUUAAUUUUUAAGAUUAUUUAAAAAGUAUAAGGGUAAACAUUCACGUAAACUGUAAAUUCAGUUUUAUAAAUUUGUAAAUUUAAAUUUUUCUAUCAAGAAGUUCUAAUUGUUAUAUAUAAUUUUUAUAAAGCUAUCAGGAAUUUUAGGAUGGGAAUCAAAAAAAAAUUUUUAAGCAUGAUAUGGUCUUUGAUUUUUCCAAAUCAUCUUAGCCAAAUGAUAAGGGAGACUUUUUCAUUCUUUAAAUGCAGAAGGAAAGAAU
Messenger RNA from Rhizophagus irregularis DAOM 181602=DAOM 197198, 774 nucleotides. NCBI's taxonomy places the organism in Eukaryota, Fungi, Glomeromycota, Glomeromycetes, Glomerales, Glomeraceae. The record is from RefSeq and is a predicted model, not a curated record.